Eucalyptus grandis is the source of this 1420-nucleotide messenger RNA. RefSeq lists its product as uncharacterized. NCBI's taxonomy places the organism in Eukaryota, Viridiplantae, Streptophyta, Magnoliopsida, Myrtales, Myrtaceae. The transcript is spliced from 8 exons. The coding region runs from base 105 to 1316 and encodes 403 amino acids. Gene Ontology annotation, molecular function: microtubule binding. The record is from RefSeq and is a predicted model, not a curated record.
AAUUGAGCCCACAGACAGAACAGUGACAGAAUACCCGAUCGCGUAACGGUAACGAGCCAGCAUCUGACGAAGCUGCGACCGAGAGAGAGCGAGGGAGAUCGAAAAUGGCGUCCGAUCCCUCUUUGAUCGAGAUCUCCGGGGAGGACGAUUCGUUGCUGCUGCAGCAGAUUCCGACCGACGGCGCCACGGCCGCGGCCGCCUCCGCCAGGAACCUCUUCUCUUGCUCGCCUCUUCAAAUCCACGGAUCCAGGCCCCGCCUCCCUCCUGCUGAGACCGUGAACAAAGAGAAUGUGAAUCUGAACAAGUACGAGAUGGUGAAACUCAGCCUGGAGCCACAGCAGAUGAAGAGGAAGAAGAAAGGUGGAGGCUACAAUUUGCGGAAAAGCUUAGCGUGGGACAGGGCCUUCUUUACUGAAGAAGGUAUCUUGGAUCCCGCCGAAUUAUCCAUGAUAAGCGGAAACAUUGGCAGUUCCGUUGGGGAGAAGUUGCCCAUGAUCUGCGAAGAAGGGGGGGAAUCAUUGUCUGAGUUUUCAGACUCCCAAAGCGAUUCGGGAGAUUUGCUCGCACUCAAGGAGAAACCAUCUACAAAUGAGGGCCGAACAAAACAUAGCAGUUCACCACAUCAGCGAAAUGCAUUAACUAGACGUGACAGGCCCCUGGUUUCUUCGACCAAGCGGAAGGUGCUGUCGAACAAUGACGUCAAUGGUAACAAGUCCAAGCGCAGCGGCGGCUCACAAUCCACUGCCCUAUCUUCACUGAUAAGGCCUGUGAAUGGGAAUUCGACAAAGAUGGCCAGUAAAGAAGCUAAGGUUUCUAAAAAGCCAGCUACCAAGCCAGAUUCCACUUUGCGCACUCCGACAGCUAGGACUGCUUUGCAAGUCAGUCAACCUAAGCAUGGUCAACUUGCUCGAUCAGGGGCUAGUGACAAAAAUAAUGCUGGACCGAAAGUCUCUUCAAGCAAUAAAACGCAUUCUCGACCUAGUACUCUAGCUGGUCCUUGCAGCAAGCCUCCAACAGCUAAAUACAUUGCUCCCCAAGCCAAAAGAAAUUUGGGAAAAUCAACUUCCAGGCCAACUCCAUUAACUCGCAGGAAUGACAGUUUGGAGGAGAUAGAAGGUCAAAAAAACCCUCCAGCACGAGAUAAUGGUGCUGGUUCUAUCAAGAUAGAAGCCGCCUAUCCUGUAAAUGCUCUUCUUAAAGGAGGGUCCACUCAGCAUGUGCAACUCAAGGCAGCAAAACCUACUGGCUUGCGUACGCCUUCACCAUCUCUGGGAUUUUUUCGUCAGCAGCCAAAAGCUUCUACCAAGGGCUGUUGAACAGUUAUACUCAACCAAGUUAUGAUCCUCAGUCUGCUAUAGGUAGUUCAAAGAGCCAUACAGCGUUAAACCCUCUGAGUAAGCUGAAGCCCCCACAUGUGCAU